UGUGAUAAAAGUGGAGGGAGGACAUGGCACUCCACACUGCCUGGCUCCGUCAUUCCUGGAUGUCAUCCUGCCCUGAGGUGCUGUUGGCUGAGCUUCAUCAUCCAGCCCAGAGUCAAGCUUUGGAAACAUAACGUCACCACAUGCAAACUGUGGUUCCAGCGGAGAGAAUGAGAGCGGAACGUAACUCUGCAUCGGGCACAAGGCUUUGCUUCUCUGUGAAUUCAACGCUAGAUACAGCACAUGUUGUAUCCAUGGAGCAGAAUCGCCAUCUUUGCUCCAGUGGGGAAACAAACAUGGAUACAGGAGAGGAUCUGUCUUGCUUAAAGAUGGAGGGGAUCAAGGUGGAAGAUUCUGACUCAUGCACCGGACUCUCAGAUGAGACACACCGACAUCUGACAAUCAGUGAUGGGCCGUCCAUUAGCUGCACUAAAGCCAGAGGCAAGUUUAGGCCAAGGCUCCUGGCUACCAAAAGCUUCCCCCCUUACAGUCAGUGCAUCGGUGGACUGGGAGAAGACGAGGACUGGGACAGAUAUCUUGACUCAGACUCGCCCACUGCUUGCCAGUCGAAUGCAAAGGAAGAGAAACCUGUAGCUUAUGAGGCGGACGACACUGCAAAGUAUUCCCGGGAUGUUCUCAGAGCCAAAUGGAAGUCGAGGAGGAAAGAGAAAUUAGGAGGCAGCUUCGACGUUGGCACAGACGGCUGCGAUAGAUGGAGGCUGAGUGGGAAGAGGAGGGUGGAGAACAGUGGAAUACAAGGAGAACACUGCGACGAGGACGAGGGGAAACCCCGGAGAGGCAAAAGCUCCAGUCUGAAGAGAGGUGGGAGCAGUGUGGAGAAGGAAGACGGGAAACCUUCUCCCACCUCUGCAGCUCACGAGAACAGCAGCAGUUUGGAGGACCCCGGGGGGCAGAGCCGGGAGGAUGAUGAGGUGAUGGAGCCCUCAAGUCAUCGGCAUCCAAUCCUCUCCAAGCUGUUGCAUUCCUCCACCUCCUCGUCCUGUUCCUCUAUCAACCUCUCAUCAGAGAGUGAUGAGGUCUUCAGCGACCUAGAUGACGUCGUGUCUAAAAGAAAAACCUUCAAGAAGAGUCGCACAUGGAAAACCUUCCUGACCAUGAUGCACUGGUCACUCAAGCGACAGAGCUCCUGGGUUCAGCUAGCUGGACAUCAAGGUAAUUUUCAAGUUAGUAAAGGAGGGGAGGUGCUGAAGCUGUACAGUGAACUGGAGGCGAAGUGUCUGGACAGCCUGAUGAGAGAUCCGCUGAGGCCCUUCGUCCCGCAGUACUAUGGUUUGGUCACCAGAGGGGAGCACUGCUACAUCCGCCUGGAGGACUUGCUCAACGGUCUGAGGAGGCCUGUUAUCAUGGACUGCAAGAUGGGAGUCAGGACAUUCCAGGAGGAGGAACUGGUCAAAGCCCGAACGAAGCCCAAUUCGAGGAGCGACAUGUACCAGAAGAUGGUGAAAGUCGACCCAUCAGCACCAACAGCCGAGGAACACGAACAGAAAGGAGUGACAAAAUGGCGCUACCUACAGUGGAGGGACACAACCAGCUCCACAUCCACCCUGGGCUUCAGGAUUGAGGGCAUCAUGAUGGAGGAUGGAAGUGUCCAACGGGAUUUUAGAAAAAUUCACUCCUUGACUCAGAUCACAGAAGCGUUACUCUACUUCACCAGGAGCCAACUGGACACUCUGAACGCGUACCACUCCAGGCUCGUGGACCUGAAAGAUGCACUCAGGAGUUCAGAGUUCUUUCGAAAACAUGAGGUUAUUGGCAGCUCACUCCUCUUUGUACACGACCACAGCAAGGCCAGUGUUUGGAUGAUAGACUUUGGGAAGACGAUGCCUCUUCCUGACUCGAAGGAGGUCCAGCACGGCAUCCCUUGGGUUGAGGGGAACAGGGAGGACGGCUACCUGAUCGGUCUGACCUCCAUCCUCACGGCUCUGAGCCAGGCCAUCAGCCUGGCCGAGGGGCAACAGGAGGGCAGCUGAGUGGGAACAUGGAAAGUGUGAAACAUGAAGUUCUCAGAGUGUCUGUGACACCAGCACCUGGAUUCAGGGAUGAAGCAAGAACGAUGGCUGCUUCAAUGAAGCUGACAUUCAAAGACAUAUGAAGUGGAAGCUAGUCUUGCUUAUUGUACAUCUGGUAUGUACAUACGCCAACAGUUUGAAGGGUUUUUAAAAAAAUAAAGAAUAAAGUUAUUUCGUGUGUGUUUUUGUAUUGCAUGUUAUAUUUAAAUGUUAUGUAUCUCUAAGAACGAGAUUGCGCACAACCUCAUGUUCUGCCUGUUUUAAGUCAGUACAUGUUUGUAUGUUUAGUGGUAGCUGUGCUUUUUGAUAAAGAACUGAUGAAACGCACAUGUCGCUUUUCAUGAUCUAU
Messenger RNA from Poecilia reticulata (guppy), 2376 nucleotides. Its product is annotated as inositol-trisphosphate 3-kinase A-like. Gene Ontology annotation, cellular component: cytoplasm; nucleus. Gene Ontology annotation, biological process: inositol phosphate biosynthetic process; phosphatidylinositol phosphate biosynthetic process. Lineage: Eukaryota; Metazoa; Chordata; Actinopteri; Cyprinodontiformes; Poeciliidae. Gene Ontology annotation, molecular function: inositol hexakisphosphate kinase activity. The record is from RefSeq and is a predicted model, not a curated record.